UCUCCAGUGUACUUCAAGGGUUGGAAUCGUAACUGUGUGAUGCACUGUGCUUGAAAAAGGCCUCUUCUAACAUGUUGCAUUAGCGGACUUAUUUUCAAGUGCUGAGAAACGAAAAGAAAAUCGUGCCCGGGCUGAACUGCGGGACAGAACUGAGACACCGAGGAACGUCUAGCGGUAAUUCAGAACAAAAGUGUGCAAGGUUUUUAUUAGUUCGCAAAUAGUGUGCAUAGGAAUAAUACAUACAGUAUUCGCAAGGAUUCCACAAAGAGUCGAGAGACGGGAGAAGGUAGCAGCAACGGGAGCGAGAAAGGAGCAAGAACUGCCUGCCGAGCGAAAGAGAUCUGCUUUUGUGUUCCUGCCAUCACGCAUUUGUUAAAGGAACAAUGAGUAACAUUUGGAUUAUCUGGACUUGUGGAGUUGUGGCAUUACUUACGGGGGAGAGGAUAAGUGUUGUGGCACAGUCACGGGCGCUUGGAGAAGACCUGUACCUAGAUGAGCAACAGUCUGGAGACUAUCCUGUUGAUGAUGAUGAUUUCCCCUCAGCCUCUGGCUCAGGUGUAGGUGAACCCCAAGAGGAGAUGGACAGUGCGGACACUUUGUACAUCGCCCCCAAAGCAGAGUCCACCCAGGACCCCACCAAAGACCUCACGCUCAGAGUAGAGACAUUCACAUUCAGAGACACACCCAGAAUACCGGCCAGGACAGAGACCCCUCUUCUGUUCACAGAAGAAGCUAGCAGUAGGAAUGAGGCUACAAGAACCACCAGCACACCUAAGGUGGUGCGGAAGGGAGACAGACCCAUCAAAAUGCAGUCUGAAGACCUCCUCCAGAGGACAGAAGUGCUUGCAGCGGUUGUUGCAGGAGGAGUGAUCGGCUUCCUGUUUGCCAUCUUCCUCAUCCUCCUUUUGGUGUACCGCAUGAGGAAGAAGGACGAAGGCAGCUAUGACCUCGGGGAACGCAAACCUACCAGUUCUGCUUACCAGAAGGCUCCUACCAAGGAGUUUUAUGCAUAGACAACAACUACAAGGCCUUAAAGAAACAACUUUCAGGCCUUAAAGAGAAAACGUCCAGGCCUUAAAGGAAUGAAAUAAUAUUGACUGCUGGGCAUUAGAGAAAUUACAACAAUUUGAAUGAUUGGGCCUUAUAGAAAUCACCAGAACAACUGUGAGGCCCUUAGCAAAUGACAACUAGCAGGCCUUAAAGGAAAAAAGUAGUGUCGACUGACAGCCCUUAAAGUAAUGAAACAGCAUAGGCUACUGGGUCUUAAAGAUAUGGCAUUCUGAUCACUGAUGUGGAACUUUUUCAAAUUGAGGAAAUAAUUGCAAGAAGAGUUUUGUAUCAAGCAAUUUAAUGAAGACCCUUUCUUCUUUUUUCUUUUAUGAACAGGGCUUAUUUUAUGGGAAAUCCC
Megalops cyprinoides (Indo-Pacific tarpon) is the source of this 1408-nucleotide messenger RNA. RefSeq names its product syndecan-2-like. Gene Ontology annotation, cellular component: membrane; cell surface. Gene Ontology annotation, biological process: cell migration. Lineage: Eukaryota; Metazoa; Chordata; Actinopteri; Elopiformes; Megalopidae. The record is from RefSeq and is a predicted model, not a curated record. Bases 384 to 1013 code for a protein of 209 amino acids. The transcript has 5 exons.